UAAUGAAUUAAUAUUGGGAUGUUGAGAGAUUUCGAUUAAGAUAUCCAAACAAUUUCGAUAAUUUAGGCAGUGAAUAUAUUUAAUUAAUUACCAGAAAUGUGGAACUUAUUUUAGAUCAUUUUAAUUCAGCUUAGUUCCAUAAAGCUAUUUCUCUUCUUGCUGAAUUAUUUUCUUUAAGUUUGUAAUUUUAAGUAUCUUAUUAAUAAUUAGCGUUUAUUAAGUUAAAUAUUUUGCGGAAAGUUUAAGAAUAUUAUAAGACUAUCUAGAAGCAUUUAUUUAAGUUGAAGGGAAUUAAAUGAGAAUGAAAGAAGAAUUUAAUUAGAAUGAAAAGCAAAAGGCUGCAUAAUAUUUGUUAGAAAUUAUUGAAGCAGCAAAAAAUACAAUAAAUGAUUGGAAUAAAUUUAUGAAUCAAUAAAUUGAUAAGAAUAUAUUCACAGAAAGAGGUAAUUACUUUAAAUUUAUUUAAAGUUGAUUUGCUACGUCAUAAAUUUUAAUUAUAAGUGUUUUAGAAUUGUAUACGUUCAUGCUAACUAAUUUGAUAUUUAUAUAU
This is a messenger RNA of Paramecium sonneborni, 550 nucleotides long. NCBI's taxonomy places the organism in Eukaryota, Ciliophora, Oligohymenophorea, Peniculida, Parameciidae. The record is from the annotation of a GenBank genome assembly.